This is a messenger RNA of Thrips palmi, 1430 nucleotides long. RefSeq lists its product as uncharacterized. NCBI's taxonomy places the organism in Eukaryota, Metazoa, Arthropoda, Insecta, Thysanoptera, Thripidae. Gene Ontology annotation, molecular function: protein binding. The transcript has 10 exons. The record is from RefSeq and is a predicted model, not a curated record. Bases 159 to 1430 code for a protein of 423 amino acids.
CUGUGGUCCAUGGCUCCUGCACGUCACCAAAAUCUGGAAUUAUAGGAAAUGGCUAUUUAAAGUGUAGCUCAGUAUUUCAAGCACAGGCGAGCACAGGAUUCACGCAGGAUUCCUCUUCACGCAGAUCGAAGGGAAGAUUUUGGUGACGAGCAGGAGCCAUGGAUAACAUUGAGGAACAGAUGCAGCAUGACAGUUGCGAGUCGAAGGAUUCGUCCGAUGCCUCCCCCUCGACUUCGCCUCCAGCCAAGAAAGCCAAGACGGCUCCGUUGACCCCAGAUGGCGCAGUGCAGGCUCAGCAGCAGUUGGCGACGCCGCCCGACGCUUCGCUGGGACUCCCAGACCUGCCGAGUCCGAACGGCCACAGCACGGAGCUCUGCUCACUGCCCGACGAUGAACUGCUGCAAGUGUUCGGCUUCUUGACGCGCGAGCAGCUGCUGCAGUGCCGCACAGUUUGCCGCAGGUUCAGGCAGCUCACCCUCCACCCUGCCCUCUGGCGUAGGAUUAGCCUGUGGAACCCUAUCAGGUGUCAUUUGGGCGCUGCGACGCUGCGCGUGGCCCCCUGCCUGGAGAGGCUCACUGUAUGGGAGCCCGACGACGUCGUUCCGCUCGGCACUCUACUCGCCGCCUCCAGCUGCGCCGUCUCCGAGCUGCACGUGGCCCUGGACCUGAUGGACGCGGUGCUCGUCGCCGUGGUGCUGGCCAGGCAAGCCGAUUUGGGACGACUUAAAGAAGUGAGUUUGACAGUGACGUCGACUAAAGUCGAUAAGAAAUCUUCCCUGUGCCGACUCAGACAGCUGCUGCGCCAACUUCUUUCUACUCAAGGCUUGGAGUCGAUCGAGCUGGAUUUGGAUGAGAAGACUGCUGCUCUUUUGGAAGCUCCAGAACUCGACCCAGUCAAGCGUGCGGUGCCGGUGCCUUCAAGCCUCCGACGCCUAGAGUACUUCUCGGCGUGCAAAGACCCCUACCUACCCUUGUUCCUUAAGUGGCAUGCAGCUUCCCUGGAGGUGGUGAAACUCCGCUGCGGCCACCCGCGCGCCGCGCCCAUGCUGGCCGCCAUGCCCCGCCUCAGAGAGCUGCAGUGUCCCGUGCUGAAGGACAUGCCGGCCCUCCUGGCGUGCAGGGAGUUGCGGUCGCUGUACCUCUCAGUCUCCAAGGACGCAUCGCUGCAGCUCAUCUUCCCCAGUGUGGCGGAGUACCUCCGUUCGGCCGUCGCCACCAUCGAAGACUUGGUCCUCGACUACUUCGAGGACGAAGGAAACCACUCAAAGGAGCUCGACUACAUGGAGCCGCAACCGCAGCUGCGUCCUCUAGCCGCCGUGGUCCACCGCCUGAAGCACCUCGUGAGUCUCGACAUCGGCAAGCCGUCGGGCGAACUCCUGGACGCGCUGGAUGGAGAGUUUGUCCCCAAUUUGGAGCGCCUGAACACGUGA